UGCUUGUGAAGAAUAUGAGUUCAAGAUAAUGUUAUUGUAAACGAGCUUAAUAAUGAAUCAAAUGAACAUUGACUUCGCCUUUCCUGCGGGAGAAGAAAGUGGUACAAGUAGUGACGAAUGGGAUAUCGGAUAUACCAGUUGCACCAAGACACUGGAGCCUCAGGUGUCUAAGGCGACUUUGCUGCCUGAGGACAAAGUGACCGUCCUGAAAAGGGCCAUUACGGCGGGGGACCUCGAUCUCGUGCGGCAGUUGCUAGACAACGGUUUGGACGUGGAGACACGUCUGGGCUUUGACUGGUCUCCUCUCAUGUGUGCUGUCCAUGUUGGUCACUGUGAGAUGGCCGAGAUGCUGCUGGACCGUGGAGCCUGUGCUAACUUCAGCAGAGACCAUUAUACUGUGCUAAUGGCAGCUUGCACAGCAAUUUCUGCCACCGAAGAGAACAUCAGCAAGUGUGUUGCUCUGCUGCUGAGUCGCCAUGCUGACCCAAAUGUCUACAGCAGGAAUCGCAUGACGUGCCUCAUGCUGGCCGCUAGGGACGGUUACGUUCAGGUGAUCAAUCUACUGGUGUCCCAUGGAGCAGAGCUGAACUUUCAGGAUGUUAGCGGCCACACGGCACUCAUGAUGGCUGUAUUGUACGGGCAAGAAGCCGCUGUUCUGAAACUACUACAGCUUGGAGCUGACAAGUCCAUUAUGAACAAGGCAGGUUGUACAGCAGCUGACCUGGCCAGAUCAAGCAAAAACCUGCAGAUCUACAGGAUUCUCAACUCUCCAAGAGACUCCAUGGUUAAUGGUACGCUGCCCUCCAAAGCUAAAUGUCACAACCAGAACCCCGGACCUGUUUCUUUCUCAAAGGAGAGCUCUGCUAAACUGUGUGAUAUUGAACUGCUACUGCAUGGACUGAAUCUGGAGCAACUGUCUGAUAUCAUGAUGGAAAAUGACAUCACAUGGAGCCACUUGUUGACCAUGGAAAAGGAGGAAUUAGAAAAGAUUGGAGUAACAGACCCUGAAGACCAAACGAAGAUUCUUAAUGCAGUUCAGGAGAUUCACAUGGACAGAAUUGAUCUGGACACCUUGAAUCAGCUUGACAACAUAGACAGUGGGGGUGAAGAGCUGUACAAAUUUCUGAUCAGCCUGCGGCAGCAGUGUUGUUACCUAACCGAGACGGUGCAGGAUGUCAUCCGCAGGUUUCCCCACAGCACCUCACAGCUUGUUCUGACUUGGGAUCCAAAGAAGGAGGCUCAGGCCAUAUGCACAGAGCUAGUGGCUCAGACCGGAGACCUGCAGAAAGAAGUGCUCUGUCUCAGGGACCUCCUCGGCAAGUUGGAUCCCAUCGAUUACACCUUCCAUACUCCUCUGCCCAGUUCCUGCAGCAGCAUGCGGAAACGAGUUAUAAAGAAGUUUGCGGUGGCUGUGCUUGGAGCAGGAUUACUGCUACUGCUGUCACAAGCAAGACACUUUAAAUCCUCCCUCUGAGAAUUAAUGUUUAGUUUUAAUGUUGCCAUCAGUAUUUUCCCUUUCUUUUAUUUCUUAUGUCAUUUAUCUCAUUUUGUUAACUGCUUGUAAACAGAGUUUUUCCUCGAAGUUUAACGUUGUAAAUGGUGUAUUAUGAUGGCUUGCUUUAUGUUAAAAAUGCAGCUGAUCAAUGAGAUCACAUGUAUUUUGUUUUGUAUAACCGU
Messenger RNA from Tachysurus vachellii, 1677 nucleotides. RefSeq names its product ankyrin repeat, SAM and basic leucine zipper domain containing 1 (gene asz1). The coding region runs from base 53 to 1474 and encodes 473 amino acids. Lineage: Eukaryota; Metazoa; Chordata; Actinopteri; Siluriformes; Bagridae. Gene Ontology annotation, cellular component: pi-body. The record is from RefSeq and is a predicted model, not a curated record. Gene Ontology annotation, biological process: piRNA processing. The transcript has 13 exons. Gene Ontology annotation, molecular function: protein binding.